GCGCGCGCACACGCUCGAUCGGGAACGGAUCCGCGCUCGGCGACACGUCGGAAGGCGGAAGGCUCGAGGUCGAUCGCCAUGGCCGCCGCCGCCGCGUCUCUCGGCGCGUCUCGCGCGUACGCGACGCCCGUCGCGCGCGGCGCGGCGAUUCGAUCGCGGACGCGCGCGGCGCGAAAGAUUAUUCCGGGACGCCGGUCCGCGAACGGUCUCCGCGUCGACGCCGUCGCCGCGGACGCCCCGAGCGCGAUCGACGACGACGCCGCGAUGUUCAAAGGCAAAGUGAAGAAGUCCGGGAAGCUCUCGAUCUGCGUCUUCGGCGCGUCCGGGGAUCUCGCGAAGAAGAAGGUGUACCCGGCCAUCUUUUCGCUGUUCUACGACGGCCACCUCCCGGACGAUUUCGUCGUCUUCGGGUACGCGCGGUCGAACAUGUCGAACGACGAGUUCAAGGAUAGGAUCAGGUCGUCGCUGCCGUGCAGAAUCUCCGCCGCGAAGGACUGCGACGUCAAGGUGGAGAAGUUCCUGACGCGGUGUUUCUACACGGCGGGGCAGUACGACGAUCCGGAGGAUUACAAAUCCUUAGACGUCGCGAUGGCGGAGCAAGAGCAAGCGCUGUGGGGGGAUAAGAAGACGCUGAGGUUGUUCUACCUGUCCAUCCCGCCGUCAAUCUUCGUCCCGGUCGCGCAAAACGCGGCGAGGCACGUCAGCAGCAAGUCUGGGGAGACGAGAGUCAUCGUCGAGAAGCCGUUCGGACGCGAUCUGGAAUCCUCCAGAGCGCUGACCGAGGCGCUCGCGCAAGACCUCGCGGAGGAGCACACGUACCGCAUCGAUCACUACCUCGGGAAGGAACUCAUCGAAAACCUCACCGUCUUGCGGUUCAGCAACAUCGUGUUCCAGCCGCUGUGGUCGCGGACGUACAUUCGAAACGUGCAGAUCAACUUCAGCGAAAACUUUGGCACCGAGGGCAGAGGCGGGUACUUCGACAACUACGGGAUCGUGCGCGACGUGAUUCAAAACCACCUCCUGCAGAUCCUCGCGCUGUUCGCGAUGGAAGAGCCCGCGUCUCUGGAUGCGGAGGACAUCCGCGACGAGAAGGUGAAGGUCAUCCGCAGCAUCCGACCGAUCGACAUGGACAACGUCGUGCUCGGGCAGUACAAGGGCAAACGCGACGGCGACGGCGUGUUGCCCGGAUACCUCGACGACGAUACCGUGCCCCCCGGGUCUAGAUGCCCGACGUUCGCGGCGAUGGCGCUGUUCAUCGACAACGCGCGAUGGGACGGCGUGCCGUUCCUCAUUAAGGCUGGGAAGGCGCUGCACAAGAGGCAGGCGGAGAUUCGCGUGCAGUUUCACCACUCCCCCGGGAACCUGUACAAGAAGCAGCUCGGGAACCGCGAGGAGAACUCGAACGAGCUCGUGUUCCGCAUUCAGCCGGACGAGGGGAUCUAUCUGAACAUCAACAGCAAGAUCCCCGGCCUCGGGAUGCGGUUAGACCAGACGGACUUGGAUCUGCAGUACAAGACCAAGUACAGCGGCGGCGCGUUGCCGGACGCGUACGAACGUCUCAUCUUAGACGUCGUGCAAGGGGAUAAACGGCUGUUCAUCCGCAACGACGAGCUCGAGGCGGCGUGGAAGCUGUUCACGCCUAUGCUAGACAGGAUAGAGGAGGACGAGAUCGCGCCGGAGUUGUACCCUUACGGUAGCCGCGGGCCGAUCGGCGCGCACUACCUCGCGUCGCGGUGGAACGUGCGCUGGGGGGACACGAUGGAGUGACGUGAUCGAUCGCGUUUUGAUCCCUCCUUCCUCGAUGAGUUGAACUAUUUUUUACAGUACGGAAGUACUUGCGUGUGACAUUUGUAAGACCACAGAACACAGUACGUCUG
Molecule: messenger RNA, 1877 nt
Organism: Micromonas pusilla CCMP1545
Lineage: Eukaryota; Viridiplantae; Chlorophyta; Mamiellophyceae; Mamiellales; Mamiellaceae
Exons: 1
Coding region: 79-1767 (562 amino acids)
Biological process (GO): pentose-phosphate shunt, oxidative branch; glucose metabolic process
Molecular function (GO): NADP binding; glucose-6-phosphate dehydrogenase activity
Source: RefSeq, a predicted model, not a curated record